CUUCCUCUCUUCUUCACUUCCCAAUACAAAAAUAUCUCUUUUUCUUUACCAAAUAACCCCGCGAUUUCCUUUCUUUCCUGCCCCCAAUCUAAAUCCAUGGACCCUGUUUUCUCCAUCUCCAUAGACCCAACUCCUACCUUCCCUCCUCCUACCUUCUUCCCCGUCAUCCCUACCACCACCACCGCCUAUGCCGUCAACCCUGCCCCAACGGCCUAUCCUAUCAACCCCACCCCAACUGCCUAUGUCGCCAAUCCCACCCCAACCAUCCCUCCCACCUUCAACCACCCUUCGUAUUCAGAGAUGAUAUUUGAGGCGAUUGGGGCUUUGAAGGAGAGAGAUGGGUCGAGCAGGAGGGCCAUAGCAAAGUACAUAGAUGGAGCCUACAAGAACCUGCCGCCGACGCACUCUGCCUUGCUGACACACCACUUGAAGCGAUUGAAAAACCAUGGUCAACUAGUUAUGGUCAAGAAAUCUUACAAGCUUUCUAGAUCUGAAAAUAAUCUUACGGAUGCUUCUGCUCCUGAUGCGGUCCUUGCACCUGCUCCUGCUGCAGCUCUUGCUGGGGCUAAGAGAGGUCGUGGCAGGCCUCCCAAACCCAAUCCCACGCUGACUCUAGCUGUCGAGCCCAUUUCUCAGGCCGGUGUGGUCGGUUCCGGGCUUGCUGGUGCUGAUGGGAGUAAUGUUCAACUUCAGUCUGCACCUGCUGUGGUUAAGAGGACUCCGGGUCGUCCGAGGAAAAAUGGGUCUGUCGCCGAAGGUGGGUUUAAUAAGGGUCUGGGUCGCCCACCUAAAGGUGCCGCGAAGAAGAAAGCUGGUCGUCCGAGAAAGGCUACGGCUAUGGGGGUAAGCACUGCGGUGUCAGCGAAUGGGGUGAAGAAGGGCCCUGGACGCCCGGCCAAGGCCAAGGCUCAGUCGUCAGUGGAACUUCAGGCCCAGCCCAUUGUUGUUCCUUAUGCUAAUGAUGCCUCUGGAGCUGUCGACGUUCCUGACAUGCCUAGGCCUAGAGGAAGGCCGCCCAAGGCUGCAGUUUUGUCUGCUUCUGUGGGAGGAGCAGUUACCGGGAAGCGGAGAGGUCGGCCACCAAAGGUUGCGGGUGUCAGUAAGCCCAUGAAGCCUAAAAAGUCUACGGGCAGGCCUGUGGGACGCCCAAAGAAGACAAUUGAAGGACCUGCACAACAGGCAGCAUUAGCAGUGGCGUAUGGAGAUCUUCAGAGGAAGCUUGAAUUUUUUCAAUCAAAAGUCAAGCAAGCAGUUGGAGUGCUAAAGCCUCAGUUCACCAGCGAAAGCAAUAUCAGCACAGUGGGUGCAAUCCAAGAGUUAGAAGGGCUUGCAGCAAUGGACAUUAGUGUAUCCUUUAGGGAGGAAGCUCAGCCACAUUCAUUGCAAAGUUAAGGACAACUGCACAAGUGCAUCAUAUCUGCCCAUUUAUGUUUGAUUAGCGGUAUCAUUUUAAGAAUCAAUUAGUGUAGAAAUGUUCUGACCUAGAAAAAGAGAAUUUUCUGUAAAGGUAGUAGGAGGUUGCUCGUUUAAUUAAUUGCAAUUGUUGAUUGAAGCAUGUAAUUUCUGUAACCUACCGUGACUAUUGCCUGUACCAAUUUCAAAAUUUCAACCCAAUUUGACAACAAUUUAAUCAGCCAUUGACAUACAUGGACAUCCCAAGAGCAUAUUGUAUUGUUUGACUCUAAUUGGAGUGCAACGCGUUACAUUCUCACU
Molecule: messenger RNA, 1713 nt
Organism: Rubroshorea leprosula
Lineage: Eukaryota; Viridiplantae; Streptophyta; Magnoliopsida; Malvales; Dipterocarpaceae
Source: the annotation of a GenBank genome assembly